Molecule: messenger RNA, 2454 nt
Organism: Paramormyrops kingsleyae
Lineage: Eukaryota; Metazoa; Chordata; Actinopteri; Osteoglossiformes; Mormyridae
Product: ethanolamine kinase 1-like
Biological process (GO): phosphatidylethanolamine biosynthetic process
Cellular component (GO): cytoplasm
Molecular function (GO): ethanolamine kinase activity
Source: RefSeq, a predicted model, not a curated record
ACUCAGUUACUGGAUAAAAAGCCGGGAUGAGUCCCGUGUGUGAUCAGUAGCGCUGUGACUACCUGGGGCUGAGUGCAGGCUGGACACCGGUAAUGGAAGGCAGAGCAGAGAGCCUGCAGGACCCCCUUCCUCACCUUGGCAUAGCUGUGGAUGAGAAUGACCCCAGGAGCAAUGUCCUGGUGCUGCUGAAGGAGCUGCGGCCCGAGUGGAAGCCAGAAGAGAUUAAACUGAAGUACUUCACCGAAGGCAUCACCAACCAGCUGAUCGGCUGCUUCGUAGACUCUUUGCUGGGAGACGUGGUGCUGGUCCGUAUCUACGGAAACAAGACCGAGCUCUUUGUGGACCGCCAGAGGGAGAUGGAGAAUUUCCGGGUGCUUCAUCAACAUGACUGCGCCCCGGAGCUCUACUGCAGCUUCCAGAACGGCAUCUGCUAUGAGUUUGUGCAGGGAGAGGUGAUGGACGAUAAUCUGCUGAGACAGCCCGUCAUAUACAGGCUGAUAGCGAAGGAGAUGGCGAGGAUCCAUUCGAUCAAGCCCAGAAACGGCUCCUCCUCCAGACCCGUCCUGUGGGAGAAGCUCUCAGAGCUCCUGUGCCUGGUUAAAGCCGCUCACAGUGGGUCCCCCGGGUGGCCAGGCUCAGAGGUGCCCUGCUUUGAGGUGCUGGUGAGCGAGAUCGAGGCUCUAAAGCAGCACCUAUCCACUGUGGACUCAUGCACCGUCCUGUGCCACAAUGACCUCCUGAUCAAGAACAUCAUCUACAACAAGGCUGAAGGUGUUGUGCGAUUCAUUGACUUUGAGUACGCUGACUUCAACUACCAGGCAUAUGACAUCGGCAACCACUUCAAUGAAUUUGCAGGUGUGAAUGAUGUUGAUUAUAGCCUUUACCCCAGCCAAGAGCUGCAGAGGGACUGGCUCACUGCAUACCUAGAGACCUACAAAGAGUGCCAGGGCCAGAAGCCCACCGUCUCGGAACUGGAGGUGCAGAAGCUGUACGUUCAAGUCUGCAAGUUCUCUCUGGCUGCACACUUUUCCUGGGGCCUCUGGGCUCUUCUCCAGGCCAGAUACUCCGCCAUUGACUUUGAUUUCCUACGGUAUGCUGUGGCCAGAUUUGAUUACUACUUCCAAAAGAAGGGGGAGUACAUGGCCAUGGAACUGCCUUGAGAUGCAGAACAAGAACAGGAACAGAAAUACACCAAUGGGAAUAUCAAAGUGUUAGGUUUGAAUCUGUUAACAGCACUGAUUUUGAAUCAUAUGCUUGAUAAUUCAUUUGUAACACAGUUUUGUAUAUAAUAUUAAGCAUAAAGAAUUUAUACAUACAUGUACAUGCCGAUCACCCAUGAUAUUAAAACCACUGACAGGUGAAGUGAAUCACAUUAAUCAUCUUGUUACAAUGGCACCCUUGACAUUGUUAGGCAAGUGAACAAUCAGUUGUUGCAGUUGAUGCGUUGGAAGCAGGAAAAAUGGGCAAGUGUAAGGAUCUGAAUGACUUUGACAAGGGUCAAAUUGUGAUGGUUAAACGACUGGGCCAGAGUAUCUCUAAAUCGGCAGGUCUUGUUGGGUGUUACUAGUAUGCAGUGGAUAGUAGCUACUGAAAGUGGUCCAAGGAAGGAUAACCGAUGAACCAGCGAAGGGAGCAAAGCUAUCCUAUCUGCUCCAAUCCCUUAGGAGAGCUACUGUAGCACAAAUUGCUGAAAAAUUUUAAUGCUGGCUGUGAUAGAAAGAUGUCAGAACACACAGCACAUUGCGACUUGCUGCGUAUUGGGCUGUGCAGCUGCAGACCAGUCAGAUUGCCCAUGCUGACUCAGCUCCACCACCGGAAGUGCCUGCAAUGGGCAUGUGAGCAUCAGAACUGGACCAUGGAGCAAUGAAAGAAGGUGGCCUGGUCUGAUGAGUCAUGUUUUCUGUUACAUCAUGUGUGUGGGGAAAAGACGACAUCAGGAUGCACUAUGGGAAGAAGGCAAGCCAGCAGAGGCAGUGUGAUGCUCUGGACAAUGUACUGCCGGGAAACUUUGGGUUCUGGCAUUCAUGUGGAUGUUAGUUUGACAAGAACCACCUACCGCAUGAUGCACCCUGCCACACUGCAAAAAUUAUUAAAAAAUUGUUUGGUGUUGAUAUGGCCUACAAAUUGCCCAAUUUCCCCAAGUGUCAAACUGAUCAACCAUCAGUGGGAUGUACUGGACAAAUAAGUCAGGUCUAUGGAGACCCAUUUUCUGUAACUGCUUGUACUAUUCAGGGUCGUAGGUUAUGCAGGUGGGGUUUCAGAGUACCUGGAGGAAACCCCAUGAUGGGCAGAACAUGCAAACUCCACACACUGAACCCUGGAGAGUCAAACCCUGGUCCGACAGGUGUGAGGCAAGAGUACUAACCAUUGCACCACCAUGCCACCCAGCUAGCAUCUUACAGGACUUAAAGGAUCUGCUGCUAACGUCUUGGUGCCUGAUACCACAGGACACCU